Contarinia nasturtii (swede midge) is the source of this 1908-nucleotide messenger RNA. Its product is annotated as FAST kinase domain-containing protein 4. Gene Ontology annotation, biological process: regulation of mitochondrial mRNA stability. The record is from RefSeq and is a predicted model, not a curated record. NCBI's taxonomy places the organism in Eukaryota, Metazoa, Arthropoda, Insecta, Diptera, Cecidomyiidae. The transcript is spliced from 6 exons. The coding region runs from base 106 to 1797 and encodes 563 amino acids.
UCAAGGUUUGACAGUUCUCAAUGUUACAUUAAACAGUAUGACAUUUUCGGUCGUAUUUGAUUUUCAACAUUGACGGGAUCUCAUUCAGGUUUUAACGAAAUUAUAAUGAUUUCGAUUCUGUUUUUAACACGGAACAUCCGAAGAGCCGCUUUUUCGAGAGGAUUCAGCAAUGCAACCAUUCCGACAAUAAAAGAUGUCGAUGAUGAGAAGAAAGCCAAUAGGUCUGAUAAAAAACCCGAACAAAGUAAGAUCAACUCUACAAAACUUUUCGAAAAAAUCAAAUCAAUCGAUCAGAAUGUAUCAACGACAACAACAACAACAACAACAAAACCACCACAACAAAAGUCGCCCACUACUCCUAUAAAAAAAGAUUUUGCAUCAAGUCUUACCGCAGCAACUACCGUUUCCGAGGUAUUGGAAUUAAGCGAAAAAAAUGUGAAUCAAAAAAAUGCCAUGGGAAUUUUAACGAAAUUAUCCAUGUUAACCGCAUCGAAAAAAGCCGUUGUUACAGAUUACGAGAAUGACUAUCGAUUUUUGAAAAUCUGUCAAAUUUUAUCGAAAUCUCCAUCAUCAGGCGGCUUUCAAAAGGUGAAACCAUCAGUUCCAUCAUAUGCAAUUAAAAAAUCAGCCCAAGUGGAAAUGGUACUGGGUGUUGCUGGUGAUGAUGAAGCUUCUGAACUAGUUAAAACUCUAUCAUUAUCGCAAAAAGUCCGUGUGUUUUCAUCGUUGGCGAGAAAAAAAACGCGCAGCAUUGUCGUAUUAAAAGCAUUGGCAUUAUCUAUUUGUUUUGAUGCCGCCAACAUGAAUUUAAAAGAAUGCUCCGAUCUAUUGUUUGCAAUGAAUUCACUCAAUUUUAUUGAUGAUAUGCUUUUGACUCGGGUCGCAAACGACAUAGGUGUUGGACUCCCAAACAAUGUGAAUAAGAUGGCUGUGGUCGGUUCGAUAAUAACAAGUGUGGGCAUUUUAAAAUUUAGAGAUACCAAAUUGCUUGAUAAUUUAUUGAAACAUGUUGUUGCACAGCAUAAUCUGUGCCGACCGAAAGAUUUAGCAUCGUUUAUUUUAACAUUGGCGCAAGUGAAUUAUCGACCACAAAAUGUUGCAGAUAUCUCAUCAACACUAAUACCGAAAAUCUCAAAAAGUGAUUUAUGGAUUGGUGAAUGGUUAGACCAUGUGUGGGCACUAUGUGUUCUUGAUUUGUAUGAAUCAAGCCAUUUGGAAUCGGUUCUUUGCCCACAAUUUUUGGAGCAGUUUUUGCGUGAACAGAAAACGGAAGAUCUUUUGCCCGCACAAAAAAUGAAAAUAUUGAACAUUAAUGCAGUGGCAAAACAUUUUGCAACAGAAUACAAUGGACCCUAUCUCGAUCCAAAAUCUCCAGUCAAUAAUUGCCGAUUUGGAUAUCGAAAAAGUAAAAAAAUAUUGGUACAAGGAUUGCUCGAUACACUUACAAAUUUAUUCACUUCAACUUCAUAUAUCCGAACCUCAUAUGAUAUGAAUUUGGGUUUUAUUAUUGAUGCGGAAUGUGUAUUGAGUGAGAAUCGAACUCCAUUAGCUAUUGAAUCCGAGAUAAAGAAUGCAUCGAGAGUGGCGUUUAUGGUACUGGACUAUUACGACAUCUGUAAAGGCGAAGAAAAACAACCAAAUGGCAUUCAAGCAUUGACUAUUAAAUUAUUGGAGAAAAACGGCUACAACGUUUUACUUGUACCACACUAUGAAUUCAGUACGAGCGAUAAAGUUUUGAAAAGAGUUCAAUAUUUAGAUUCAAAACUUAAGAAUAUUCUUAAACAAUCCAGCAAUUAGUUAAAGCGAACAUGUAUGUUUCUAUUGAUUGAAAGAACUUUGUAGCAAAUGUUCAUAAGAGUUGAAUAAAUCAAAGAUUACAAUAUUACUUGUGUCAUACUACUACGCAAA